Messenger RNA from Raphanus sativus (radish), 1486 nucleotides. RefSeq names its product G-box-binding factor 1. The transcript is spliced from 12 exons. Gene Ontology annotation, biological process: regulation of DNA-templated transcription. Bases 312 to 1247 code for a protein of 311 amino acids. Gene Ontology annotation, cellular component: nucleus. Gene Ontology annotation, molecular function: sequence-specific DNA binding; DNA-binding transcription factor activity. The record is from RefSeq and is a predicted model, not a curated record. Lineage: Eukaryota; Viridiplantae; Streptophyta; Magnoliopsida; Brassicales; Brassicaceae.
UUCCUCAUUCAUUCGCACGCAAUUCAUCUCCUCCUAUCGGACUUCGCCACACACACCACAUCGGGCAAUCAAUCUCAAAGCUUCUCUCUUUUUCUUUUUCUUUUUUUUUUUUUUUUUAAUUCCUUCUUCUACCUUCUCCAAUUUCCCGAGAGAUUCAAUGAAGCAGUAAAGAGAAGCAAAAAUUGGAAAUUUAUAUAUAUUUUCUUCGGAGCUUAAGCCCUGAGUCUGUCUGAUCUGUCGGAGAGAAAAGAGAGGACGUGUCUCGCAUCGUUGUCUGACUCUCUCUAUAAUUUUAGCUCAUAAUAUAAAGAAUGGGAACGAGCGAAGAAAAGACGCCUUCCAAACAAGCAUCCUCCGCACAGGACAUUCCUCCCACGCCGUAUCCAGACUGGUCAAACUCAAUGCAGGCUUAUUAUGGAGGAGGAGGUACUCCGAAUCCUUUUUUCCCUUCUCCUGUUGGAUCUCCUAGUCCUCACCCCUAUAUGUGGGGUGCUCAACACCAUAUGAUGCCGCCUUAUGGGACCCCGGUUCCGUACCCAGCCAUGUAUCCUCCAGGCGCAGUCUAUGCUCAUCCUGGCAUGCCCAUGCCUCCUACUUCUGCUCCAACCAACAAGGAGACCGUGAAAGAGCAAGCCGCUGGAAAGAAGUCGAAAGGGAACUUGAAAAGAAAGGGUGAAGGAGGUGAGAAGGCGCCUUCUGGUUCAGGGAACGAUGGUGUUUCUCAAAGUGAUGAAAGUGUCACAGCGGGUUCAUCUGAUGAAAAUGGUGAGAAUGCUAACCACCAGGAGCAAGGUUCAGUUAGGAAGCCGAGCUUUGGACAAAUGCUUGCGGAUGCAAGUUCUCAGAGUAAUACUACUGGUGAGAUAGUGCCCAUGAAGCCACUGGCCCCUGGGACUAAUCUGAAUAUGGGAAUGGACUUAUGGUCUUCCCAGGCUGGCGUAGCUGUGAAGGAUGAAAGAGAGCUCAAGAGGCAGAAAAGAAAACAGUCUAACCGUGAAUCCGCCAGGCGGUCCAGACUGCGGAAGCAGGCGGAAUGCGAACAGCUUCAACAGAGAGUAGAGAGUUUGACGAGCGAGAAUCAAAGCCUGAGAGAUGAGUUACAGAGACUCUCCAGCGAAUGUGAGAAGCUCAAGACUGAGAACAGCUCUAUCCAGGAAGAGUUGGUAAGAGUGCAUGGACCAGAGGCCGUAGCUGCUAAUUUAGAACAGAGUGAUGCUGGCUCUAAAGACGGCGAAGGAACAAACUAACACACUUAGGAAACAUGGAACAACUCCAUUACGUUAUUAUUGUGAUUUUCCAAAACUUAUUUGUAAACCAGUCUAAAAGUUAUUUGAGAUUUACUGUGAGACCAUGACCACCAUACAACCGUUUGACAUUUUGUGUAAUAGUGUGUGAUUACACAAUAAGGCUGUAAAAGCUGUAGAGCUAUUAUGACUACACUUGUUUGUUUUAUUAGUCUUCGUGAUCGGAUUCAGAUUCUUCCAAA